GGUCAAAAAAAUCAAAAAUGAGAGAUAACGUAAAACGCAUUGCAAAUUACGCAAGUUAAAUUGGUUGAUUUCAUUAAACUUUCAAGAAACAAUUACUAAAAACCUUGAUUAACCCUGGCAUUGAAAGUCUCAUCGAAAACAACUAGUGUUCGUGCGACCGUUCGUUGAUAAACUCGUUUCAAAAUUGGCGGUGUACGAGCUACAUACCGAAGAAAAAUUUCCAUCUUAAAUGCUGCAUUACCUUACGAUAAAUGUUUAGACAUGUCCGUCAGUAAAUUAUCAAAUAUUAAAGCGAUUCUGUUCGAUAUGGACAACACUCUGAUCAACACCAGAGUGGGAGAUAAUCAAACUUGCGAAAAGUUGAGUUACUAUCUAAACGAGAAUUUCAAUUUGGACUUCGAAGCUGCUGAAAAAGUAACCUCAAAAUAUCUGCAAUUGUUUCGUGAAAACCCGCAAAGUUCUGACGUCAGCAUCUACGAAUGGCGCCUUUCCCUUUGGAAAAAGGCCUUGGGUCCGAUGUACGACCAUAUCGCAGACGAAGUAUCAAAAGAGUAUCGUCGAUUGAGAUAUCAUUACGUAAAAUUACCCAGCGAAGUUCGUUCGCUGUUGGACGAAUUACAGUCUUCGUAUAGACUAUGUCUUAUUUCGAAUGGUACUUCUGACGGUCAAUGGGAGAAAAUACAGGAAUGCGGACUCGAGUCGUGCUUCGAAUGUAUUGUUAUCUCUGGCGAGACCCCUUGGAAGAAACCAGAUGCUAAUAUUUUUUAUAAAGCUUGUGAUGAAUUAAACGUGAAACCGGAACAAUGUGUGAUAAUAGGUGAUAGAAUUGAAACUGAUAUCGAAGGUGGAAAGAACGCCAGUUUAGCUGCAACAAUAUGGAUACAUCAUACCAACGAUAGUUACCAGUUGUUACCAGGCGAAAAUAAUUGCCCCGAUUUCGUCAUAAACAAAGUUACAGAACUGAAAGAAAUCUUAUGUCAAUUAAAUUCUCCUGCGCCGCAGGAUACUACAAGAUGACAACGUUCGCCCAAGACGAUUACGAGUUUUCGCUCGUAUCGUCAUUUUUUUAUUAUAUUAUUCGAUGAAAAAUUCUGUGAUAACAGAAUCUACCUUUUUCAUAUUUAAAUUGGGGACUUUUUACGGAUAGUGGUCUUAUUUUUAUACUGUAUUAGUGAGAAUUGAACAAAUGGAUCUGGUUGGAUAUACUAUGAUUGCGCAUGUUACCUAAUGAUUUUGUACUGUUUUUUCUACGUACCUAUUUAAUCGAUGUUUUGUUGAGUUAUAUCUAUAUCUUUUUAAGCGGGUUGUUGAAAUUUAUACUUAUUUUAAAUGUAUUUGAUUACCUGCUGCGGUGCCUUCAAAUUAAAACUAGUACGUUUUUUCCAUAUCAAUUCUCUUUUAUUCUUAUAUACAGGUGUAGGUUUACUAUUUUUACUAUAAAUUCUCGUUUUUCACUGACCAUGUAUCUCUUCUCUGCGGGCCUAUAUUGAUACUCGUUCUUUUCUCAGGUGAAUUUUCAAUUACCUACUUACGCUAUUUACGUUAUUUUCCUUCCAUUUUAUUCGUAAUUCGUGUUGAAAUACAUUCGAUAAAUAGAAUUUACUAUUUACAUUAGUAUAUUUUUGAAAUAAGUACUUUAGUAUUUGAAGAUUGUUCAAGUAUGCUGGAGCUAAUUUUGCUGUAGUAAUUUAUUUUUUGUUUUAAAUUCAAAUCUUUUUAGAAACAGUAUCAAAAUAUUACUUAGAAGGUGGUUUGAAAUUUUGAAGUGAAAAACUUCUUCAGAGAAUUUCAUCUGGUAUUAAAAGGGCGCUAUUUGGAUAUUUUUUUGAUUUACAUGUUAGUGUUUUACAAUAAUGCAAUUGGUAGCUUUUCUUUAUGGUUUAAGAUUCGUUUUUCUUUAUAGAAGAUUGAGAAAAAUUGAAAAAUUACUCGUACGUAUUAAAAUUGGAUUAUAGAUUCAUCAUAAAUAAUGUUUUGAUUUUUCUCGUUAUUAUACGUAGGAUAUGCCUAUAUUUUCUUUGUUUGAAAAUCCUUGAGCAUAAAUUAACUCAGAGUUUAAUACUUACUUAUUUUAUUGUUGAUAAUUUGUGUUUGAUAUGAUUUAUGCUUUGUGUUAUUUUUUUAAUGGCAGUUGUCCUAAUAUACAUAAGAAUUGUGAUUUUUUUCUUGAAAAUUAUGUUACCAAUUGUUAUGUAUUAAAAAUCUACGUACCAUUU
Molecule: messenger RNA, 2216 nt
Organism: Planococcus citri (citrus mealybug)
Lineage: Eukaryota; Metazoa; Arthropoda; Insecta; Hemiptera; Pseudococcidae
Product: N-acylneuraminate-9-phosphatase
Exons: 4
Coding region: 262-1017 (251 amino acids)
Biological process (GO): N-acetylneuraminate biosynthetic process; dephosphorylation
Molecular function (GO): N-acylneuraminate-9-phosphatase activity
Source: RefSeq, a predicted model, not a curated record